This is a messenger RNA of Zonotrichia albicollis (white-throated sparrow), 1617 nucleotides long. It is a transcript of the gene P3H4, whose product is annotated as prolyl 3-hydroxylase family member 4 (inactive). NCBI's taxonomy places the organism in Eukaryota, Metazoa, Chordata, Aves, Passeriformes, Passerellidae. Gene Ontology annotation, biological process: peptidyl-lysine hydroxylation; collagen fibril organization. Gene Ontology annotation, cellular component: endoplasmic reticulum. Gene Ontology annotation, molecular function: collagen binding; protein binding. The record is from RefSeq and is a predicted model, not a curated record.
AUGCUGCUGCGCCGCCAGCCCUACCAGUACCUGCACUACGCGCUCUUCAAGUCAAACAAGAUCGAGAAAGCUGUGUCUGCUGCCCACACCUUCCUGCAGAAGAACCCCAAGCAUGAGAUGACCUUGAGGUACCUGAACUACUACAGGACUAUGCUGGAUGUGGAUGAGUACCUGGUGGACCUGGAAGCUCAGCCCUAUGAGCCGAUAUUUGUGCGGGCAGUGAAGCUGUACAACAGUGGGGAUUUCAGGAGCAGUGCAGCCGACAUGGAGCAGGCUCUGGCUGAGUACUACAAGGCCUACGAGGAUUGUCUGGCCGGCUGUGAGGGCGCCUACGAGCUCCAGGAGUUCAAGGAUUUCUACCCUGCCAUUGCAGACCACUUUGUGAGCGUGCUGCAGUGCAAGGUGGACUGCGAGACCGAGCUCACCCCCAACGUGGGCGGCUACUUCGUGGAGAAAUUCGUGGCCACCAUGUACCACUACCUGCAAUUCGCUUACUACAAGCUGAACGAUGUGCAGGACGCGGUGCGCAGUGUCGCCAGCUACAUGCUCUUCGACCCGGGGGACACGGUGAUGCAGCAGAACCUGGUCUAUUACCGCUUCCACCGCGAGCGCUGGCGCCUGCGCGAGGAAGACUUCGAGCCACGGCCGGAAGCCGUGAGGUACCACAACCAGACGGCGGCUCAGAAGAAGAUGCUGGAGUUCGCCCGGCAGUACCUGCAGGAUGAUGAUGAUGAGAUGGAGGUGGAUGGUGCUGAGGGGCCGGAGGUGCUGGAGCUGCCCUCUGAUAGCGAGUUCGAGGGUGAAGGUGACUACGAGGAGGGAUUCUUCUCAGAGUGGUGGCAGGAACCCAAGACCAAAGGAGACAAAGACGAGCAAGAGAUCCUAUGAUGAGCCGGGUGAAGGGGGAGCCAGCACCAGCUGAGCUGGACGGUGGUGGCUCUGCGAUGCCAUCUUGGGGACAUCGGGCUCCUCCCAGCCACCGGUAGAAACUCAGACUCAUGGGGAGGGGCCAGUCCUGCCCAGCAUCCUGCAGCAGGGCUGCCUUUGCCACCGGGAUGUGUGCUGGCACAGCCCAGUUCCCAUCAGAGGAACACCAGCAGCCCUGAACAUCCCUGCCUGCCCAGGAGCCUGGGCCACCCCUGUCCCCGGUGCCCCAGGAGUCCUGAACCAGCAGUGAUGCCCCACAGCAUGGGGAUGGAUUUCUGUGUCCCUCAGCUGCUCCCCAGGAGCUGUGGGUGAUGCACCAGGAUCCACCCCUGUGUUGUCCUGAGGGGCUUGGGGGGCUACCCCUACUUUGGGAGCAAUGCACAAUGCUGGAGCUGCUCCUGCCCCUUCCUGAGGCUCCUGCUCCUGUUCCGCCAGCCUCCCAGGCAAUCUGCCAGCCCCCCUUGGACUCCCCAGCCUGGUGCUACAGGGGGCUCCUUGUGUGUCACCUCCCUGUGUCACCACAGGGUGAGGCUGUGGCACCCAUGCCCUGCCUGUGCCUUGAAUUUUUGCCACACCAGCCCUCCCUAGCCUUAAGCUCCGUUAAUUUAAGAUUUCCCCUCUUGCACAGUUGCUCUUUUUAUAUAUUUACUGGUGCUGAACUUUUAAUAAAACCCAGACUGGUCUUUUCAA